AUGAGUCUGUCGUUAAAGACGCCCGAUUUUAGCAAGGGAAGAGGAUCUAAGGGCAAACGGCGCGAACUUGGCGAAGAGCAAAAGCAAGAAAUCAAAGAAGCAUUUGACUUGUUCGAUACAGAUAAAGACAGAGCAAUAGACUAUCAUGAACUUAAGGUAACGUUCCUUUUUAUUUUAUGCGUUUGCAUUUGUCUUCUCUGCUGUGAUGAUGUCUUUAGUGAACGUUAGGGGUAACGUAGGGGCAAGAUCGAGGCUAGCAUUGUAGGUUGGCGCGUAAGGGAUUUUGGAAAUUGCUGUCCUUUGUUCGCUAAUGAUUGUGUGACCUGCCUUUGAGUUCGACUUUUCACUAAUUGACCUUUUACCAAGUAAUUAUUCUUUGGGCCUUGAAAAAAACACAAAGGGAUGAAAUUAAACCAUUCUUCAAGGGCACAAUGGCUGGGUAACAUAAAAUGAAAACGUACGUUUUGCGGUCUGUCUUUUCUCAUCUUGUGACAAGACGGCAUUGUGCGUUUAUAAAUAUUUUUUUAAAAUUGGGGUUUUAUAAGAUUCGUGCGCUCCUUUUUUUGUUGCCCCUUUUGUCUUUUUCAUAACUUAAUGUCUUGGAAAGAAAGAUAUUCUUGGCUUCCAUCGGGCUAGCUGAUCGAAGUUUCAGAAAUAUUUGCAUACUUCUCUCGGUAUCAAAUUUCCUGUUCUUUGUGAUAAAUAGUUGAAGAAAUUAGCAUGUUAACUUACAUUAAUUGAACUAGGCGAAGAUCAUCUGAAGCCACCCUUUUUCGUGUUUAGUGUAUUUGAUACUUAUAAUGUAGUAUUCUUAGAAGUCUCUAGUUCAGAAUGUUGAGCUUGCUUUCAAUAAUUGCCAACUAUCUGUAAUAGAAAAUCUGACUUGGUUUAAUACAACUGAACUUGUACAUGUACAUGUACUUGUCUAAUCUGGAGAUAGCAGAGAUUUAAUUUUGCACCACAUUUCCAUGAUGGAUUGUUUUUGUGAGUCAUAUUCUCUUUGGUUUGAGAGAUUGUUCAACAAAAGUACAGUAAACUCGUAAGUGAUUAUUAUUCCUUUUUUUAAUCAUACUUUAUUCAACUUGUCAGGAAUGUAAUUCAUAGUCAUGACAACUUAAGUGCCUUGUCAAUUAUAAGUUUAUGCCAUUAGUGUGUCGUUGAUUACUUGUGCAGCCGUACCACUGAAAUUAUGUCUUCCUCAAUUACUUUUACUUUACUCUUUUGUAUAUAUGUUACAGAUCAACUUAGGUUAAAUCAAAAUUAACCUAAGGUCAAAUUUGACCUGUAACAUAUGUAUUAUUGCGUAGUCUAAAAUAAAUGUUUCCUGCUACUUGCUAACAGAUUUACUUGUUUUUUUAGAAUGUAAUACGUGAGUUUGAACAAUCUCAAGUAACUCUCUCAAGUUUGACCUUUUUCUGUUGCAUGGGUAAAUUAAUUAUUAUAGGAAUUUUUUUUUUUGGAAAUACCUUACAUUUGAAGAUAUCAAGGAAUCACAUAUAAUAUAUCUUGCCAUCAUCAAAUAGUUUAUUGUGUCUUGUGAAUGUGUUAUCCUGGUCAAAGUCUUUCAAGGAUCAUUUAAGCUUGAAGAUCUGCAUUACAAUCCUAGUGCAUAUCUUUGGGGAUUUCUAUAAAAAAUCUCAAAGAUCUUCAAAAUUCUUACCAAGUACAUCAAGGUUCUCACAAAGAUCUUGGAGGAUAUUUGAAGGUCUUUACAUUGUUUCUUGAAGAUCUUUGUGGGAAUCGUAAAGAUCUUUGUAAAAUCCUCAAAUAUGUUCUUGAUCUUGUGUGCAGUAAGUGUGACCUAAAUAGGAGCAAUUUAUUAAUGUACAUGUACUGUAUGAGACCUGCUGAGAUUUUGAUUUCUUAUUAUACCAGGUAAUGCUGCAGUAAAUUUACAGCUGCAUAUUAACAUUUGUUAUCUUUAUUAAUUUAUAUGUUGUAGGUGGCAAUGAGGGCUCUUGGGUUUGAUGUGAAGAAAGCAGAUGUUUUAAAAAUCAUGAAGGAUUAUGACAGGGAGGCAUCAGGGAAAAUCACAUUUGAUGACUUCAAUGAAGUCAGUAAGUACAAGAAAUUAAAAAUAUUAAUGUCAUUUGUGGCAAAGUAAGCCUCCAGCCAGAAAAAGUUAUGUUGACUCAAGGCUGCUGCCUAAGAAAUUUUUUUGGGAGCCCUUCAAAGUUAGGAGCCCGUGCCACAUUUUUAGGAGCCCAAUUAAAAAAAAUCAGUAACUUUUAUUAAACAUGUCAAACUUCUGGCACACGAUAACUGGUGCACUAAUUGGUUGAUCGAUUUAUCAUUUAUCCAACUCUAGGGUACAAAUAGUAGCAUUAUAGUAAAAGGUCAAUUCAAGGGCCAGUCUCCUUUUUUUGAUCUAGAGGUUUCUCACUUCGUGGUAUUUCAAGAAGAGAACCCUGUAUCUGAACUUAGUUUUAAUUAGUUCACCAGAAUGACUCUACUGAUAGUGUCUGUAUCUUAAGUUGACUGUCUCGACCAGAUCCUUGAAACUUGAUUCAUGCUUCUCGGAACCUAAGUCUCCCUUUUGACCUGUCACACAAUGCUAAGGAGCAUUACGUGACUAGCCUGUACACAGAUGUUUUUGUACUUUUCUUUUCUGCCACCCCUACCCCCUUGCAUUGGUGGUCAGUAAAUCCCCCACAGGUUUUUGUUUUUUAUCACGCGUGCUUGAUGGACUCUUAAGAGAAAAUAGAGGGUCUGUGAACAGGCUAUUGCAUGAUGAGACAAAACUAGAAGAAUACUUAGAGUCGAACGAAUCAAGUUUUGAAAUGCGAAAACCUUGAGUUUUGAGAAACCAGCAAUUUUAUAUUCACCAAGUUCGAAAGAAUUUCGAGAAACAAUUUACACGGUAUCUCUCGAAAAACAUAACAAUAAUCAUUUGCACAUACAGCGAACGCACCAACCAAAAGUACUUGUGUGUACAAUUUAAGCUAAGUUAAGUUCAAGUUUUUAGGCGAUAAAAAGGACCAAUGGAAGGUUUUUUAUCUUGAAGUUCGGAAAAUUGACCCAGUAUUUUUGUAUCAAGUCCAUCUUUUGAACUAACUGUUUUUAUAUUUGUGAAGGUUUGUAUUUAUGUGCAUUGCGUGCGACAGCAUAAAUCAUUUUAAAAAAAUGGAAUGUUUUUGCAGCAAGAUAGAAAAUGUUACAAACUUGCAAAAGUAUUGUAAAACUUGCAUGCCAUAUGUCACAUGUAAUUUGAAACCUCUUGCUUUUCUACGGAUCAUGACUUUUUAUCAGUUUUUACUUCAUGCAAUAGCAACCUAACAUUUCUAAUGCCGCUGAAAAGUCAUGAUUUUAUUAUGGAAGGUUUUUCAAAGACUAUAAAUUCAUUCGAAGCCAUUUUCAGACGAGAAACUUCAACUGCACUGCAGCGGUAGUCCGAUGACCAAAUGUUUUCCGUUUUCAUUUCAAUAGUGCAGAAUGAGUAGGGAGUUUUGUUGUUUGUUCACCAAAAUUUAUCCUGAGAAUUAUAAGUUUGAGGUGCCCUUUUCGGGCUUCCUGUUUGAAAUUUUGGUCGCCCGAGGGUAAAUCGUAGGUACCUCUGUCGAUCGGGUUCCCGUUAGACAGCAGCCUUGACUACUUCACAGUCUCUUCAUUAUUGAAAUAAACUUCUGGGCUGAGCCGUACAAAAUUGGGUUUAGAUCACCCAGGGUUAGUGAGAAAUUUGAGGUUCAGAAUGAGGGUGAUGUGAAAACUUAGAAAGCAAAUUCAGUUUACUUCUUUUUGUCCUCAAUUUGUUCGUUGGAUGCUGUACAAAGAAUUAUAGAAAGUUAUUCGAGAAAAGGCAUUUGAAUAGCCAGGGACCAAGCUCUGUAGUAGGGGAAAAAAUAGGGUGAAGCAAAUUGCCUACAAUACUUGAUUGCCAACGGGGUUUUCAACUGUUUUGUAAAGUAGCGGACAUACUUCUGAAAGCACCAGACGUGAAUUUUUUCUUGGGGCCGUAAGGCGCGUCGCGAGCGCCGAAGGCGCAAGCACCUAGAGGGGUCUGGGGGCAUGCUCCCCCAGGAAAUUUUUAAAAUAGAAUACUCAGAAACGCCAUUUCCAGCGUUUCUGGAACCAAGGAAACAGUUUCCUAGGCAAUGCUGGCGCUCACUAAAAUUCUCUUUAAAAAGUAAAUUACUGAAUGAAAAUGGUCAGUUGGUAGGGGGAGGGGGAGGGAGAAUGGCAACAACAGAAUUUUGUUUUACCUGGGGAUUUCCCUCAAGACUUGGCCGAGCAGGAAUGAGAACGAAAUAGUCACUUCAAUUCCGUUUAAAUGAAGAGGGGAAACCAAUAAAAUAUCCCGCCGCUCAAUAAGCAAAGAAAAAAGAGUUAUAUGGCCGUUUUGAAGAAUGUAAUUGAUUAUUCUGUUAUCCUCUAGUCAGUAUGUUCAUGAGAUGCAUUAGUGAGAAAAAUAUAUAAUACAGUAGUAAAAAAAAAUCGCCAAUAUUGAUCUCAAAGUACCGGACGUGGAAUGGCAAACGACCGGACGAAACGUCCGGCCUCCGGCCUCAAAUGAAAACCCUGUGCCAAGCUGCCUACUUUUACAUCCUAGCUGUCUACUUUAAAACUUAAUGAGAGCUCUGAAGUUUAAUCCUGGAUUAGCAAUAAUCAGCCUUCAAACAACUGGCCCUUGUGACUUGACUGUAAAUGAUCAGGAGGGACAAGGAAGAAAUUUGCAAAAGGCGGCUUAGAUGUGAAACAUUAUUUUUGUAAUUUUAUAGCUUUUAUUAAUUGUUUCACACUUAAAGGGCGAAUACAACACAAAAACACUGCAAAAAAUUAACAUUUGAAAUUACUUUAAAAAUACUACAAAACACUAUCCAAACAAAUUUCAUUGUACGCUAUUAGUGUAUGCUUAGAUGUGAAACAUGCUUAGAAUGUAAUUACACCAUGAAUCUCAGGAACUUGAUCCUUGUAACCUGCAGAUUAUGAGCCACUAUUAAAACUGCUGGCCAGUAUUGCUUCCAGCUAACUUCGCCUAAAUUACGUUUAAGCCACAAUUUUUUUUAUUGAAUUCAAUUUUUUUUCAGAAUGAUGUCAUUUCAGUGCCAAGAAAGUACAUGUAGAAUGCAUACUGAAAGUACAUGUAGAAUACAUACUGAUGCGAGAAUUUUGAACCAGUCUCGCAACCUUACAUCCUUAAUUAACUGUUCCACAAACUACAUGCAACACCAUAAUUCACGAAAAAGGUUUUCUACUCAUUAUGUUUUAGUGACAGACUGGAUGUUAGACAGAGAUCCUCAAGAGGAAGUAUUUAAAGCAUUCAGACUAUUUGAUGAUGAUGACAGUGGCAAGAUUAGUCUCAGAAAUCUAAGACGAGUAGCUAGAGAGCUGGGUGAAAACAUGACAGACGAAGAGUUGCGUGCCAUGAUUGAUGAGUUUGAUAAAGAUGGAGAUGGUGAAAGUGAGUCUUUUAAAAUUUGUAGAUUUUUUUGCUUAAAUAUUAUAUAGGCAGGAAAAUUAUUUAGAAAAACAACCUGUAUUGCUACACAGUAAUACCGUUGUGAUUUUUAAUACUAGUUUCUCCUUUGACAGUACAGUUGUGACUAAAGAAAACUUACACUUGAAAAACAAUUCAAUACUGACAACAAUGAGUGUGUCGAACGAGAAUGAAAGUUAAUCUAUGAAUUUGUUAAAUGCGCAAUGACUUACAUGUAACUGGAAUACGACUUAAAAAACUUUCUUACCUGGAAAAAAAGGCUCUUAAUCCGCACUGUUUUUGUUUUGAUUGACGUUAAAACUGAACGUUCGACACGAUCGUGCAUUGCACAAAAAGUACUUUUUUCGUUUGUAACAUAUAUUUGCAUGUGUCAGCGUGUUUAUUACAAAACAGAAGAGUCUGGGAUGGAGUAAAACAUCGAAACGAAAAAGAACUCGUAGAAUCCAUUGGGAGAAAAGACCGAUUAAACAUACACCGUCUUUCUAGUUCGAGUUCGUAAGUAUAGUAGGAAGUAAGUCAGUCGCACUGUGCUUUGGGUUUUACGGCGCACAGGUGCAAGUACAUAUGAAUUUUUAGGCACACAAACAAAAAUCCAGUCGCAUAUGCGACCAGUUAGUCGCUAACUUUGAGCCCUGAGUAUGGAAGAAUAGUUUCUGUAUCCAUGGCAUGCUUGAAGAAUUCCUUUUUGUGUCUUUUCUCUUCUUUUAAUUUUUGUCUUAUUGCCCUCGCUCUUGACAAAUGCCGUAAACUUCUUAUGAACAACUAGACCAUUCUCUGAUUCAUUUAGAGGAAAACCUAGUAAGAUACUGCUCUGCCCUGCAAACAGCUAGACCUUCAAGUGGCUCGGAUGACCACAUAAAAUGGAAGUCCCUUCUCCAGUAGAAGAUGUAAAAAUAGUGUCCUCAAUUUUGUACUUUCAUGCUCAAAUAAAGUGCAUUUUAUGUACAUGUAUUAUUAUUAUUAUUAUUGUUAUUGUUAUGAUCAUCAUCAUCAUUAACAACCCUCCCCUGAGUAAGUUCCCAUUAGCAGAGAAAUGCCUUCACCCCGCCUCAGACUCCCAGCAUGCAUAGAAAGUUGUGUCUGAUAGCCCUGUGCUAGUGGAAUUAAUUUUACAAUCAGGCUAGUAAAUUCUGAAGGAGUGAGGAGAGACAGGCUAUUCACAAGCUACACUUGCCCAACAAGCAAGUGCUUUGACUGGGAAAAGUUUGUUUUUUGGAUGGGUGGUUGCUAAUGGGAGGUGGUCAGUCAAGAGAGAUAAUUGCACAUGCACUGUAGCCUGUUCCAGGUGUUCAGGUAGCCCCCCAACCCCACCCUCUUGCGGUUUUUUUCUGCUCACAUCUUUUUGUGUUAAGCCCACAAUCUGAACGCUUGGAACAGGCUAAGUUACACAUGGAGGGUUGAGUGUAUGUACAUUGGAACUGCUACCGGUAGGUCAAGUAACCAUUGCCUGCUAAGUAGUAUAAUAUCAUGUUGCCCUGUUACAGAGAACCAUACUGGCUAAAAAAAGAAAAAAAUAUUGUGCACGGAGGCAUUCCUCUACUCUUUCAACAAACGCUUUUGCCAUUACCUGGGACUGAAGUGUUAUGAACUCCUCUAAUUUUGCUACUCAUCAUUCAAAUUACUUUCAUAUGUUUAUUCAUUAUUCAUUCCUUUGUUUAUUUAUUAUUUUCUCCUGUAGUUAAUGAAGAGGAGUUCCUGGCUAUAAUGACUGGUGAUACAUGAAGAAAUGUAUACUAAGAAAGCUAGUACAUUUUGUUCACACAUCUUAGGACAUAUAUUUUUUUGUAAAAAGAAAAAGACAAAAAUAUGCAAACAAAUGCUGUACAUUAGAUUUUUUUGUGGUUGUACCUAUUUUAUAAAGCCAGGGCAGAUGAUGUUUGACAUGGGUUUUUUAAGGACUACUGAAUAAAUGGUUAAUAAUUCAGGCCAAUGUAAGCACAGCCUUUCAAUGAUUAAAUUAUUUGAUUU
Messenger RNA from Porites evermanni, 7402 nucleotides. Lineage: Eukaryota; Metazoa; Cnidaria; Anthozoa; Scleractinia; Poritidae. The record is from the annotation of a GenBank genome assembly.